UAAAUUAAAUCCUCUAACAUAAAUUAUUUUUUGUGUAUAAACUGACCAGGUAGCGGUAUUUAUUUCUGGAUUUCAGAAGGAUAUCGUUGGCAAUGGAAGCCGGAGUACAAAGGGGCAGAUGGGAGUACUGGUGGAUUGCUCUGUGUUUCUUUUUGUUGCCGAGUUUCGGACGGCAGGUUUCAGCUCAGAUAAGAUACUCCAUUCCAGAGGAGGUAAAAGAAGGAUCUGUUGUGGGAAACAUUGCUAAGGAUUUGGGUCUUGAUUUAAACAGUUUGGCAGACAGACGGCCUCGUAUCGUAUCUGGACUUGACGAGUCUCUUUUCCAGGUAAACCAGAACAAUGGCUUUUUAUAUGUUCAUCAGAACAUCGACAGAGAAAAGAUCUGCGCCCGCAAUGGCGUCUGCUCGAUUAACCUAAAAAUAGUCGUCGAAAACCCUCUUGAAAUCCACUAUAUUGAUGUUGAGAUCCUUGAUGUGAACGAUCAUUCGCCUACUUUUAACGAAAAAGAAAAGAGAUUAGACAUUUCCGAAAACACUCUUCAAGGCACGCGUUUUCAGCUGCAAGCUGCACGUGACCCUGAUAUUGGAGUGAAUUCUGUGCGCCUGUAUAAAUUAAGUCAAAACGAACAUUUUGAUUUAGAAAUAAGAGACAGGGGAGAAGACAAACUGCCUUUUCUUGUUUUACAAAAGCCCCUUGACCGUGAGCGCAAAGCUGAACACAAUUUAAUUUUAACAGCAAUAGAUGGAGGCAGUCCGCAAAGAUCGGGAACACUGAACAUAACCAUACUUGUUCUUGAUGUCAAUGACAACCGCCCUGUGUUUAGUCAAGAUGUUUAUUCUUCAACUCUGCAUGAAAACGUGCAAACUGGAACUUUAGUAAUUCAAAUUCUGGCAAGUGAUUCCGACUAUGGUCCAAACGGUGAAGUGUCUUACUCCUUUGGGGGAGACCACAACCAAAACACGUUUGACAUUUUUAGUUUAGAUAGUCUAAAUGGUGAAAUUCGUGUUAAAGGUGAAGUGGACUUUGAAAUAAAUGAUGUUUAUAAACUGGAUAUUCAGGCGUCUGACAAUGGACAGCCACCUUUGACCACUGACUGUAGAGUAAUUAUAAAAAUAAUCGACAUUAAUGACAAUAAGCCCUCCAUAGAUGUGACGUCACUAUCGAACCUUGUGCCUGAAGAUUCUAAACCCGGUACUGUGAUCUCACUCAUUAGUGUUACUGACAGAGACACUGGUGUUAACGGCAAAGUUGUGUGCUCUCUUUCAGAAAACGUUCCAUUUGAAUUAAAACCCUCAGUUCAGGAAAAUAUGUACUCUUUAGUGACUAAAGGGCACCUGGACCGUGAAAUCAUAUCACAUUAUGACAUCACAAUAACAGCGACUGAUUUGGGUCAGCCUCCACUGUCCUCUUAUAAAACUCUGAGUGUGCAGAUAUCAGAUGUUAAUGAUAAUCCGCCUGAAUUUACCCUGAAUCCCAUCGAAUUAUAUAUAAGAGAAAACAACGCUGCAGGUGCGUCCAUUCUCACUCUGAAUGCCUUUGACAAAGACCUAAAUGAAAACUCUGUGAUUUCAUAUCAAAUCAUUAAAGGGAAUGGGACACAAAGUGACAUGACAUCUUUCCUAAAUAUUAAUUCUGAGACAGGCGCAGUUUAUGCGCUUAAAAGUUUUGAUUUUGAAACGGCCAAAAUGUUUCAGUUUCACGUGCUCGCUUCGGACUCUGGAAGUCCGUCUCUGAACAGUAACGUGACAGUGAACGUGUUUAUUCUGGAUCAGAACGACAAUGUUCCAGUGAUCUUAUAUCCAGUCAGUGCUAACGGUUCCGCUGAGGGUGUGGAGGAGAUUCCCCGCAAUGUGAACGCAGGUCAUUUGGUGACUAAAGUCAGAGCCUAUGACGCAGAUAUAGGAUACAAUGGCUGGUUAUUAUUUUCACUGCAGGAAGUUAGUGAGCACAGUCUCUUUGGUUUGGACCGCUAUACAGGACAGAUAAGGACCCUUCGCUCAUUCACAGAAACAGACGAGGCCCAGCAUAAACUGGUCAUACUGGUCAAAGACAAUGGGAACGUGUCACUCUCAGCAACAGCGACUGUGAUUGUCAAAGUUGUGGAGCCCAAAGAGGCUUUUGCAGCUUCUGAUGUGAAAAACGCAGUAAAAGACGAGGAGGAAAACAACGUGACAUUUUAUUUGAUCAUCACUUUGGGCUCGGUUUCAGUGCUUUUUGUCAUCAGUAUCAUCGUGUUGAUUGUAAUGCAGUGCUCCAAAUCUACAGACUAUUCAUCCAAGUAUUUACAAGAGGCAAAUUACGACGGGACUCUGUGUCACAGCAUCCAGUACAGAUCUGGAGACAAACGGUACAUGUUAGUUGGACCCAGAAUGAGUAUUGGAUCUACUAUAGUCCCGGGCAUUAAUGGGAAUACUCUAGUGAUACCAGAUCGCAGGAGGAGAGAUUCUGGAGAGGUAAGACUGGCUGAUUAA
Molecule: messenger RNA, 2471 nt
Organism: Myxocyprinus asiaticus (Chinese sucker)
Lineage: Eukaryota; Metazoa; Chordata; Actinopteri; Cypriniformes; Catostomidae
Product: protocadherin alpha-8-like
Exons: 2
Coding region: 93-2471 (792 amino acids)
Biological process (GO): homophilic cell-cell adhesion
Cellular component (GO): plasma membrane
Molecular function (GO): calcium ion binding
Source: RefSeq, a predicted model, not a curated record